Messenger RNA from Acytostelium subglobosum LB1, 1902 nucleotides. RefSeq lists its product as hypothetical. The record is from RefSeq and is a predicted model, not a curated record. Gene Ontology annotation, molecular function: GTPase activator activity; small GTPase binding. NCBI's taxonomy places the organism in Eukaryota, Evosea, Eumycetozoa, Acytosteliales, Acytosteliaceae. Gene Ontology annotation, biological process: nucleocytoplasmic transport; activation of GTPase activity. Bases 1 to 1902 code for a protein of 633 amino acids. Gene Ontology annotation, cellular component: cytosol; perinuclear region of cytoplasm; nucleus. The transcript has a single exon.
AUGAACAAUGUUGAUUCAUACUACUACAUGCAGGGUCAAGAACAAGCAGGCUCCAAUAAUGGAGCACAGCAGCUGGACAUAAAGAAGGAGGAGGAUAUUGAUACCUUCAGUGCUGGCGUUCAAGACUCUGCAGCGGCCGCAGCCGUCAAACAAGAACUUGGUGUCAAACUCGAUACAAGCGAUCACCAACUACAACAACAACAACAACAACAACAAUCUCCGACAUUGACUACGACAUCGACCACAGCGACAAGCGAUGUCGCAUCACCCACCAAUGAAGUAUAUGCCAUCUUACUCACACCUGGCGAUCGAGCACCCUUCGUCCAGGAUCUGCCCGACUCAUUCAUCUCGCUGGCAUUGGGCCGCGCGCACAAGGACGACCCCGCCUCACAGGUCUUCACCAACACGUCGUCGGUGUGCAAGCGCUGGCGCCGUCUGUCGGUCGAGCGCAUCACCAACUACACAUUCAUCCUGCCAGCCGACCGCAAGGUCACGCACUUUGUCUACAACAUGGCCAACAACCAAUAUACCAACCUGCACGCGUUGCACUACAAGGUCAACUCGCCCACACUGUACGACAUCACGGGCUUUGUGCGACCCAUACUCUCCAACAACACGACGUUGACGGCACUGGAGGCGCCCCAAUGUGGCAUCGGAAACAAGGCCGCGACAUCGAUUGGCAACUGUUUGGCCACCAACAGCACGCUGACGCGACUCAAUCUCUCAUUCAACUCGAUUGGCAAUGAGGGCGCCGAGGAGAUCUCCAAGGCGCUGGCCGUCAACAAGAAGCUGCUGCACCUGGAUCUCUCACUCAACUGCAUCGGCCUCAAGGGCGCCAAGGCGCUCAGCACAGCGGUACAGACCAGCGUCACCCUGCAGGAGCUCAACCUGGCCAAGAACAGGUUCGGCUCCAAGGGCAUGGACGUGCUGAUUGACGCCGUUAGCAAGAACAAUGGUCUGCUCAACAUCGACAUCUCCAAGAACGAGCUCAACGACAAGAACUGCAAGGCACUGGGCGAGGCGCUCAAGAAGCACAAGUCGCUGCAGUCACUCAAUCUGUGCGACACAUCGCUCAAGACAGAGUCCACACGAUUCAUUUGCGAAGCGCUGCAGGGAUGUCCGACCAUCCAGUCGGUGGACCUCUCCCGCAAUGACUUUGGCUACAAGUGCAGCAAGUUCCUGUCGGCGGCACUCGAGCACAGCACCUCCCUCACCUUCCUCGACCUAUGCGGCAACGACAUUGGCGACAAGGGCACAAUAAUGCUCGCUGAGGGACUGGCCAACAACAAGACCGUUCAAAGCCUCAGUCUGGCCUUCAACAACAUUGGGUCAAGUGGCGCACAGAGCAUUGGCAACGCGAUCAAGACAAACGACUCGCUCACGCACCUCGACCUGUCGAUCAACGCCGAGAUCGGACCGUCGGGCGCGGCGGCCAUCAGCGAGGGCCUUUGCUACAACAAGCGUCUGUUGCACGUGUCGUUCUGCACGAACGGCUUUGGACCUCAAGGUGCCAAGGCGCUGGCCGAGGCGCUGCGCUUCAACACCACGCUGACAAAGAUCGAGCUGCGCGGCAAUGAGAUUGGCGACGAGGGCUGUCGUGCCAUCUGUGAGUCACUGCGCAACAACACAUCGGUGGUGGAUAUCAACCUGUCAGCCAAUGGCAUCACGACGGAGGGAUGUCGGCCACUGUGCGAGGCGCUCUGGUUCAACCGGUCCCUUCAGCUCAUGGUCCUCACACACAACUCGAUCGGACAGAGCGAUGUCCAGUUGAUGAGGUACACACUGCAGCAAGGUUACAUCAUGACUCUUGACGCCUACAUCUAUCCUCCCAACUCUCAGACCACCCUCUCCAAUCUUUACCUCAAUCGUUCCAAUGGCACUGUGUGUCGUGUAAUGAUCUAA